Messenger RNA from Marchantia polymorpha subsp. ruderalis, 883 nucleotides. NCBI's taxonomy places the organism in Eukaryota, Viridiplantae, Streptophyta, Marchantiopsida, Marchantiales, Marchantiaceae. The record is from the annotation of a GenBank genome assembly.
CGUAGAUGUGGUCCAAAGUCAAAUGGCCAUUCAGGGUACUCAUCAGAAUCCGUACUCAUAAGUUUGGACAGAGACCUCGCAUACUGUAUUGGCAUCAAACUCAGGUACUGUUGCAGAAAGGCAGAAAGGAACUCGUGCUUGAGAGGUCAAAAUCGGAGGUGUCUAGUCCGUGUAUCUGCCUUCACUGGGUGCGCCGAAAUUGUCAAUCCGACAUUGUCUCAAAGGAUCCCUCAAGACCCCUGCAGGUGACGAACGACCAAACAGAGAGACAUACUAUGCCAGAAGGACUCGCCGGUGAUCUGAGGUGUGUGGGUAAUUGGUCAAAUGCGACCUGCAGCAUUCAUUGCAAGGACACAUGUCGUAUGUGAUUGGGAGAGGAUUUGGCAGCACGGACGUGGAGGGCUAUGCACCGUAGGUCGGUGUGCUGGUACUGCAGAAUUCACACACCGGGUUUCCCAGCCUAAAGAUGCACUGCACUUGCUUUGUAGAUGAUUCAUAAGCUCUGAAUCGGAAUCUUCAGGCGGUGGAUUUCAUACGCUCAAUGUAAAGGCAAAGUGCAGCCAGUAACUCCAGGCAAGCGCAAAGUUGUGGAGGCCAGGACUAUGAACCAGCAUGUAGACGCCAUGUCCGCUUGUCUCCUACGACAGGCAAUCGGCGGAAUUGAGCCUAAUGGAGGUGGAGUUAAUCAGCUGAGCUAUUUAUGCUGGAGGGAGGCUGAGCAGCGCAGCUCAGCUCAGUCGAGAGAGUAUAUUUUGUCAUUCUGGAUGCUCACUUGAGAUGCUAGUAAUCAUCUUCAUACUGUUCUGUUAAGCCUCCACGGUAGGGUUCUAAAAGAUAUAGACUGUUGUUGAGAGAUGUCCUUCACCAAGGAAGAAUAAACCGC